AUGAAGCCAUUUGGAUCAGCCAACAGGGAGAUACGCCCAUUUUACCAAAACAUGUCCGAUUGGCGACAAGAUGAAACCCAUGGGAAGAUUUGGUGUAUCCCACGGCCCGGACCACUGCGGAUAGGCUUUGGCUCGCUUAAGAAAAGGCCUAUCUUGUUCUUGGAUGUUUUCUCGGCGCAAUACCAGCCCAUUCACGUCGGGAGAAAAGAAGCCCGCCUCAUGGGAAACUUUCCUUUUGCGGCACAUCAAAACCCUACUCGACUUUCACCCCAUAUAUACAUGUUUUAG
This is a messenger RNA of Microthlaspi erraticum, 288 nucleotides long. The record is from the annotation of a GenBank genome assembly. NCBI's taxonomy places the organism in Eukaryota, Viridiplantae, Streptophyta, Magnoliopsida, Brassicales, Brassicaceae.